Molecule: messenger RNA, 910 nt
Organism: Lactuca virosa
Lineage: Eukaryota; Viridiplantae; Streptophyta; Magnoliopsida; Asterales; Asteraceae
Source: the annotation of a GenBank genome assembly
AUUUAUUAGAAAUAGCAAAUACCGCAUUGUCUCUACAUGUGUGGAUAUAUUCCAUAAAUUGUUUUGUACACCCACAUAAUAUUGAAAAAAAGUAGUUGAAAUUUUCUCAAGAUCUUAAACCAUGUCGAUCUCAACCUUUUUGGCUUCUCAGAUAAAUUUGCAUGAAACCCUAGCUCACAAAUCCCAUGCUACUGUUUCUUUCAAUCCUAUUUCUGGGUUUCAGAUCAACAAACACACACUAGCGCUAGCUCCUCUCACAACUACCAACAUCGCCACCACUAGAUGGGAUUCCAUCAUCGCUUAUGCCAACGUGGAACCCGCUGGAACACCAUCUCCACCACCUGGUUCUUGGAAGAAUUGGGCUAUUGGGAUUUUGAUGACAUUUAUCAUUCCCUUGGUUACCACCAAAGGAGGUCCAAUAAAAUUUCUUCUGCAGAAAGUUGACCAGAUAAUGGCGACGGCGGAGCAUAUAUCGGAUAUAGUGGAAUCGGUGGCGGAUAAGGUGGACAAAGUGGUGGAGGAGCUCCAAGAUGAUCUGCCGGAAGAUAGCCAACUCAAGAAGACUCUUGAUUUUAUCGAACAUGUGGCUGAAAGAGUUGAAAAAGAUGCUCACACCGCCGGAGAUUUCAUUGACAAGGUUCAAGAAAUGGAAGACAAGAUAGAGGAUAUAAUGGAACCUGUAUUAGAGGAAGCUAAGGAAGUUGAUAAAGAAGCCAAGGAAAAAGAAAAAGCACGAAAAAAAUGAAAUAUAUAAUUACGUAUAACUUGUAAAUCUCUUAUCACCGGUAUCUUUUUCAUGUCAAAUUUUUGUUUGGUAAUGAAAAAAAUUAAAUUCUAUAGCUUAAUCGAAUAAUGUAAAAUUUCAUUUCAAAUAAUACUAGACAUUUGUGCCCUUUUGUAGACUUGUGGU